CGGUUCCGUCGUACGGCGUCCCGGCGAAACGACGGUGGAGAGGGCUCGUAAUUGCGGUGCUCGGUCUCGUCAUUCUCUCCAUGCUCGUCCCUCUUGUCUUCUUACUAGGCCUCCACAACGGUUUCCACUCUCCCGGAUAUAUCGAACAGAGAAAUUCUCCUUCGAAUCAGAAAACUCUUGAAAGAUAUGAUAAACAUGAUGUUGGCCAUAAUAAGUCUGAGGGAGAACAAUCAUCGAGUCAUCAUGUGGAGGAACUGAUCACAAAGUUUGAACCAACUCUUCCAAAGGAUGUUCUCCACAAAUAUACUCAAGAAGGUAAGAAUGACACCAUCAAUAAGGCUGACAAUGAUGAUAAACAAAUAGGUGGCAUCGCAGACACUAUCAAUAAGGCUGGCAAUGAUGAUAAAAAAAGAGGUGGCACCACAGACACUAUCAAUAAGGCUGGUAAUGAGGAUAAACAAAGAGGUGGCACCACGGACACUAUCAAUAAGGCUGGCAAUGAGGAUAAACAAAGAGGUGGCACCACGGACACUAUCAAUAAGGCUGGCAAUGAUGAUAAACAAAAAGGUUCAAAGGCGCUACCUAAUGAAGUUGUGCAAUCACCUCCAACUUCAAAUAAUCAUAGAAGUGGUCACAUUGAACAAGUCGCCCGCCCUAAAACAAGCUCUAAUGACGAUGGUGGAAAGUCAUGUGAGCUCACAUUUGGUAGUUAUUGCCUAUGGCAACAAGAACAUAGACAAGAAAUGAAAGAUGGUUUGGUUAAGAAAUUGAAAGACCAACUAUUUGUGGCUAGAGCUUAUUACCCUAGCAUUGCAAAACUCCCAGCACAAGAUAAAAUGUCUCGCCAACUGAAGCAGAAUAUACAAGAGAUGGAGCAUAUGCUUAGUGAAUCUACUACAGAUGCUGAUCUUCCACCAGUGGCUGAGAGCUAUUCGAAGAAGAUGGAACAUUCAAUUACCAGAGCAAAAUCAGUACCUAUGGAUUGCAACAAUGUUGACAAGAAAUUGAGACAAAUAUUUGAUUUGGCCGAGGAUGAAGCCAUCUUCCACAUGAAACAAAGUGCAUUCUUGUAUAAACUUAAUGUUCAGACAAUGCCAAAGAGUCUUCACUGCCUGUCACUGAAACUAACUGUAGAAUAUUUCAAAUCCCCAAAUUAUGAAGAGAAGACUGAUGAGGAAAAGUUUAUUGAUUCUUCAUUACACCAUUAUGUUAUUUUCUCUAAUAAUGUGCUUGCAACUUCAGUGGUUAUCAACUCCACUGUAUUUCAUGCAAAGGAAAGUUCAAAUCAGGUUUUUCAUGUGUUGACUGAUGGAGAAAAUUAUUAUGCAAUGAAGCUCUGGUUCUUGAGGAACCAUUAUAAGGAAGCUUCUGUUCAAGUGCUGAAUGUUGAGCUGGACAGUGAAAAGGAAAAUCCAUUGCUUCUAUCCUUGUCCGAGGAGUUCCGUGUAUCAUUUCGUGGUUAUGAUAAUCCAUCCAUGAACCAGAUUAGAACAGAAUACCUUUCAAUUUUUUCUGAUUCACACUAUUUACUUCCUGAUUUAUUCAGCAAUUUGAAGAAAGUUGUGGUUUUGGAUGAUGAUGUUGUUAUUCAACAAGACUUGUCUGCGUUAUGGAACAUGGACUUGGGGGAUAAAGUUAAUGGUGCAGUGCAGUUCUGCUCGGUAAAGCUGGGUCAACUGAGAAGUUAUCUUGGUGAGAGAGGUUUUGAUCACAAUUCUUGUGCUUGGAUGUCAGGGUUGAACAUAAUUGACCUGGUGAGGUGGAGAGAGCUUGGUCUUACUCAAACUUACAAAAAGUUGAUAAAAGAGUUGACCAUGCAAGGAGGCUCUGUUAAAGCUGAUGCAUGGCAGGCAAGCUUGCUCACCUUUGAGAAUAAAAUAUAUCCACUCAAUGAGUCGUGGGUUGUGUCUGGACUGGGUCAUGAUUAUAGAAUUGAUACUCAGCCCAUUAAGACAGCUGCAGUGCUACACUAUAAUGGGAAAAUGAAACCUUGGCUUGAUCUGGGAAUUCCACAGUAUAAAAGCUACUGGAAGAAGUUUCUGAACAAAGAAGAUCAACUCUUAAGUGAAUGCAAUGUAAAUUCAUAAUAAGUUAUGGUCCUUGUGUAAGCUUGCAUGUUUUGGAAAUUGUAGGGUUGAGCUCUUAAGAAACAAGAGGAUGCCUGUGCUUUGGGUGCGCUCAAUUUUCUGAUCUAGUUUUCGAAGGGGUUUUGUGGAAGAAGCGAUGGUGGUGAUGAGUUUAACACACCAGUUAUAAAAUUAAUCAGUCAAUAAGGAACCUGGAAACUUCCCUGCAUUUCUGGCAAAAGGAUCAAGAAGUCUGAGUAGCCUCACAGUUUUCAAGAUAGCUAAUUGGUGUUGAGGUUUUUCCCUACUGUGCCGGUGGGCACUACGAAGAUUUAUACAUGAGCAAGGCAGUGGUCCAUGAAAAAUAACUCAAAUAUAAAGACAGUACAAUUGUUUGUUUCAAGAUUUUAUUAUUCUACAUGAUGUAAAUUAUUCGUAGCUGAGAAACAGGUAGAGCUAUUCGUUCUAGUCUUUUGCAUUCAUAAUUUGCUCAAAGUUUGUUCUUAUUUGAUGACAAGAAUGUUGUCCAACAGCUCUAUAAAAGAAAAAGUAACAAUUUUGUCCCCUAGCAAUAGUUUAACAGUAACUACUCUUUGCAAUA
Messenger RNA from Cajanus cajan (pigeon pea), 2667 nucleotides. RefSeq names its product galacturonosyltransferase 7 (gene GAUT7). The record is from RefSeq and is a predicted model, not a curated record. Lineage: Eukaryota; Viridiplantae; Streptophyta; Magnoliopsida; Fabales; Fabaceae. Gene Ontology annotation, molecular function: polygalacturonate 4-alpha-galacturonosyltransferase activity.